CCGCAUUAGGCACUCCCUGCCUACUGCACGACAGCUUGAUUCAGCUCUAGGGCCCUCACUCUGCUCUGGGUGUUUUCCUGGCUGGCCGCACUAGCCGCCUCUGGCUUUGCGAGGACGGUUGCCUUCCUCUAGGCUUCCCACCCGUGUCCCUCCCUCUUUCCCGGCCUUGCGCCAGGCUGCACCGAGCUUCCUCCUUCCGUACUUUGCCAUCUCCUCUCACUCUUUUCUGCAGAAAGUUGGGAGUGCCUCGGAGAAGCGGAGCGGAACCUGUGGUGUCACAGGAUUGGUGUAGGGGCUCCCCAGGAACGCAGACAGCUCACCUGCUGCCAAAGGUUAUCAGAGAAUUGGGAGCCUGGGUGAGACAGGGGAGUGAAAGAACGCAGGAGGGAGCGAGCGCUCCGCGCGCUGCCCCUGGCGUCCUAGGAUGCUCGCGCCACACCACGGUGCCUUCACUACACUGGCCUCCUGCUUCCUGCUCGCUAUCCUUGGGACUCCAGGUCUUGCCAGUGGAAAUACCCUGAUGAAACCAGAACUGAGCAUUCAGGGAGAUCAAGUGAUGAUCCAGGCUGGUGGAACAUUUGACAUUACCUGCAGAGGAUUGGCUGCCAUGAUAUGGACCUGGGGCAGUGAGCCUGCAGGGAGUCGGGCCCGCAUCUUGGAGCACCCCUGUGCUGAUAACCCGGUUGUCACUUGCAAUCAGCUCACCAUUUUCCACACAGAAGCUGGUGACACUGGCUACUUUACGUGUAGCUAUAAGGACGUUGAUGACACUGAGGAUCCUAAUGGCAAGACCAGUGUGUACGUGUAUGUCAAAGAUGACAGCCAGGUCUUUGUGCAGACCUACUAUGAUACACCAUCGGUGAUUAUGGUGUUUACUGGGACCCAAGAGGUGGUUGUACCAUGCCGUGUCACUUCUCCUGAUAUUGAUGUCAAACUUCAGUUGUUGCACCCUGUCACAUUCACCUAUGCAGGCUUGAAGUGGGAUCCCAGGAAAGGCUUCACUGUGAGCCACCCCUCUUACCACUUCUAUAGUACUAUUCUCCAGUGUACUGCUGAAGUCAAUGGGAAGAUCUACAAGUCGCUCUAUCUUCCACAGCGUUUUGAAACCAAGAAAGAAAAUAUUUCUAUCAGAUACAACCACCAGAGACUUCUCAUGGGAGACACCCUUUUCCUUCAGUGUGUUGCAGAGACCACAUUCAAUGGACGAAUCAAACUGGACUGGGUAUUCAACCGGCAAGAUUCUAAGGUAACACCUAGGUGUUGCGAAGUUAAAAGGAACUUGUAUAGAGGGUCCUCAGUAUACAAAAGCUAUAGCAACUUGACCAUCUGGAAUGUAACCAUGGAAGACAAGGGUUUGUACAUUUGCAGGGAAAAAACCAACACUACCCUGCAAGCCAAUGUGACCAUCACAGUGUACAAGAAACCAUUCCUCAAUGUGAGCUACAAGAGAAGCCGCAUUUAUGAGGUGACAGCUGGACAAAGUGUGCUCAAAAUGGGAAUAAGGGUGGAUGCUUUCCCUCGCCCCAGUGUGACCUGGUUCAAAGAUGGAAAACCACUCCCUGUAAAUCAUACCUUCCAGCCUGACCCUCUUAAGUACAAGCUCACGAUCUUGGAAGUGAAUUCAAAGCAUGCUGGGAACUAUACUUUUGCCCUGAGCAAUACCAAACAUGAUCUCUACAAAAACCUCACAAUACAACUAAUUGUCAAUGAAAAACCUAAAAUCUAUGAGAAGGAGACAGAUUUGAAGAGCAUCCAACCAAUAUUCCUUGGCAGUGAGAACAUCCUUCGUUGUACCGCAAGUGGUGUCCCUGCUCCCUUCUUCUUGUGGGCCUGGGAACCCUGCAGUCAGAUGGAUGAGAUGUGUAUGGAACGUGGAAAACGUAUGCUGCUUUCCAACGAGACUGUGAGAAGUGACCUCCAUGUUGGCAACAAGAUCCUUUCCAUUGAGGAAACUGUACUGACACGUGGAGAAAAGACCAAGAUUCUGAGCACACUGACUAUAUUGACCAGCCAUGUUUCUGGUAUAUACUACUGCAUAGCUGUAAACAAGGUUGGCAUUGAUGAAAGAAGUAUUCAGUUCUAUGUCUCAGAUGUGGCUGAUUUCGUGGAGGCAGAACCUCUGGUCUCAAUGAUUGAAGGCUACGAUGCUCGGCUCAAAUGCAAAGCAGCUAAAUAUAUCUAUAAUCAGCUUGCUUGGUUUAACCCCUUUGGGGAGAAGAUUCCUGUUAUAGAUACUGAAAGCUUCAAAAAUAACUACUCCAUCUCACUGACACUGGUGAUUAGGAAUGUGACCAAGCAGGAUAAAGGGCAGUACAAGUGCAAGGCUUGGGCCCAGAGGAACAUCACCAAAAUUGUGCAGCGCAAUACUCGACUAUUAAUUAGAGAAAGGAUUGCUCCAUUCAUUAUUGAGAAUCUCACCAAUAUUGAAGUCAACAGCAGUGGCAAGAUUGUCCUACAUUGCAAAGUGGGUGGAAUACCACACCCUCAGAUUCACUGGUUGAAAGCUGGAGUUCCUCUUCUCCCUGCUUCAGGAAUCUUCUUUGAGAACAAUACCCUUGUUAUUGAGAGAGCCAAGAAAGAUGAUGAGGGACUAUAUCUCUGCAAAGCUACCAAUGAGUUGGGAGAAACCAGCACUUCAGCCCUUAUCACCGUGGAGGGCUCUGAAGAGAAAUCCAACAUUGAAGUCAUCAUUAUUGUUUGCACUGGCCUUGCAGCUACGCUUUUCUGGCUUCUUCUAACCCUAGUAAUUCGAAAACUCCGAAAGCCCAAUGUGUCAGAAAUCAAAACUGGCUACCUAUCUAUCAUCAUGGAUCCUGAAGAGAUGCCCCUUGAUCAACAGUGUGACAGGCUGCCCUAUGAUGACAGUAAAUGGGAAUUCCCCAGGGAUCGAUUACGGCUUGGCAAAAUCCUGGGUCAUGGUGCCUUUGGCAAAGUGGUAGAAGCUUGUGCCUUUGGCAUUGACAGAGCUUCAACCUGUAAAACAGUGGCAGUGAAAAUGCUAAAAGCAGACAGUGCAACUUCCAAUGAAUGCAAGGCUUUGAUGUCAGAGCUGAAGAUUCUCAUUCACAUUGGUCACCACCUCAAUGUGGUCAACUUGCUGGGUGCCUGCACUAAGCCUGGAGGUCCUUUGAUGGUCAUUGUAGAAUUCUGCAGAUAUGGAAACCUGGCCAAUUUUCUGAGAGGGAAGAGAGGAGACUUUGUUGCUUCCAAGACUCAGCUCAAUAUAGAAAAGAAGAUGAAGACCAUUCAUGAUUCUGACAGUGAACUCUCCCAGCUGUCUAAGCACCGUCUGCAGAGUGUGGCUAGCACGGAAAGUUCCACCAGCUCUGGCUUCAUUGAAGACAAGAGCUACAGUGAUUCCGAUGAGGAGGAAGAAAGCAACCGCCGCCUUCUAGGAAGAGUAGACUUGGAUGAUCUCUACAAGCACCCCCUCACCUUGGAGGACCUGAUCUGCUAUAGCUUCCAAGUAGCAAAGGGCAUGGAGUUCCUUGCUUCCAGAAAAUGCAUUCAUCGAGACUUGGCUGCUCGGAACAUCCUUCUAGCUGAUAACAAUGUUGUGAAGAUCUGUGAUUUCGGUUUGGCUAGAGACAUCUACAAAGACCCUGACUAUGUCUGGAAAGGAGAUGCAAGACUCCCACUUAAGUGGAUGGCACCAGAAGCCAUUUUUGACAAAGUUUAUACCACCCAGAGUGAUGUGUGGUCCUUUGGAGUCUUGCUUUGGGAAAUAUUCUCUCUGGGUGCCUCGCCAUACCCAGGAGUACAAAUAGAUGAAGACUUCUGCCGUCGGCUUAAAGAGGGAACACGAAUGAGAUCUCCUGAAUAUUCCACCCCUGAAAUCUACCAGACUAUGCUUGACUGCUGGCACAGUGUGUGCACCCUAAGACCCAACUUCUCAGACCUGGUUGGGCGUCUUGGAGAUCUCCUACAGGCAAAUGUUCAGCAGGAUGGCAAAGACUACAUCCCCCUCAGUGGCACUGAUGGAAUGCCCACCUUUAUGGCUCUGGAUCCAGUGCAAGAGACCAUGAGCAGUGAUACCACCUUGGAAGACAGCACUGAAUCCCGGAAGGAUCCACUGAUUAGAUUGCUUGAUGAAAUGGAGGUGACAAAGGAGCAAGAUGAACCUGGUAUUGUGAACAUUGAAGGAGACUAUGCAACUGUUAUGAAUUGGGAUAAGAUCAAAAGACAAAAAUGCCUGGAAAUCCAUUCCUGGCCACAUGGGGUCAUGGCCGUAGGUCCAAGAGAUGUCAACAAGAGCAAGAGCAAGGAGUCCUUCCUAAUGGAGACAGAUCUGGAGCUUGUGAAAUAUCAUUCAGCCCCUGAGCUUGAAGAGGAAGAUCAAAUGGAAGAGACUUGCCUCCUGCCUCUGGAUCCCACCCUCGAAUGUCACAGCCCACCUCCUGAUUAUAAUUUUGUGGUUCACUACAGCACUAUACCCAUGUAACCUACUAGUAGCACUCUUCCUUCAUCAUCCAUUUUCAGACCACUCUCUUUCCUUAUAAAAAUCAGCAAUGCUUUUCACAUUCAUGUCAUGGUAACAAUAUUACUAUGAUAUUGGAGAAUGAAAGAAGAGAAAAAAGAAAUUUUAGCAAAGAAUCUCAAUUCCUUAUACAGUUUUGGGACACAUAUUGCGAAAUCCAUGCUCUUGGGUCUGAAUGGAGAGACAACAGGAUGUUUCUGUCCCAUUUCUCUUGACAUUUAAUACUUGCUAACUCACUCAGCUGUGUCUAGCACAGCAACAUCCUUAGUCAUUCUAUAUAUGCCCUUUACCAACUUGGCCCAUUAUUAUUUCAUUCAUGGCUAAUACAACAAUAAAUGUACCCCUUCAAAGACCUGCAGAACCUCUAAUCAGAAACUGGGACCUCCAUGAUAUUCAGAUCCCAAGCAAUCAACCUGUGAACAUUACUUGGUGAACUUUUAUCUGAAUAUCUUUUAUUUUUGUUCUAAUUUUAAUUAGUUUAUAACAGAUUCAAUGUGAUUUGUAGAUACAAUUCUAAGAAAAUGGUAUUUCCUUCUUCCCUCCCUCCCUCCUUCAUCUCUCCCCUCCUCCUUUCUUCCUUUAUGUCUUUUUUGUAGUUUUUGACAUAACAUAUGUUAAAUUUACAUUAUAGUAAAAAUUCUUAACACUUCACCAAUAAAUUUAACAAGGAAAAGGCAAAAAGACCCUAGUUCAGUGGGAAUAUAGAUAAUGGUUAUAAACAAUAAUUGAGUACAUUUUAAAGUAAUAACGGAUCAUAAGAACUAUAGUACUGUAACAUUCUUAGACAUUGAUUUGAUGAAGAUAUAAAACAAAGUUUUAUAAAACUAAAUUUGCACUGAUAGACACAGAUUUUUAAUUUUCUUUUUCUUUAAAUUUUAGCUCCAAUAUUGAUAUCAUUUCUUAAAAAAAAUAAAGCAACCAUUAUUCAGACCUAAAACCGAAUAGAGAUUUCUAGUAGAUGGGAGUAGAAAGCUGUUUGCCUGCAACAUUUCCCAUGAGGUAUCAAAUCUAACACUCCACAGCAUUCUUUGGAUACAAGAAGUUCCUAGAAGCUUCAAUAGAAGCUACAAUAGAAGUGGGCAUACCUAAUAUAUUUAGGAAUACAUUCUACAAACAUAAUUAUCAGCUUUGUGCGAUUCCCAAGCCAGAAAAUACCCAAUCAAAUACUCUAGCUAGUAUUCAAUACUGAGAUUUCAAGAACAGCAAUUUUGACACAUAAUCCCCAGGCUCUUGUAUUAGGUGAACAGCAACACAAAAAAGUAAAUUUGCAUAGACUCAUAAGAGAGUAAUAGGUGAGGGUCCUUUUCUUGUUGUCCCUCUAGAUUGACCUGUAUUGCCCUUCCAGAAAGCACCUAUAUAUACCUCUCUUUCAAAGGAAAAAACUUAGUUACAUUCUUGAGGGUCGGUAGUUACUUUGUAAAACCCUAGCCCUGUCAUGUCCCCCUUCAAAAUCCAGUAUUCAAUAAAUCACAUCUGAUGAGGUAGAACCUCCUACCUUUGCCGUAAGUCCAGGAUCAUGCAACCACACAAGGACAGACAAGAUGCUCAUCAUUGGAUUGCAUUGGCGAAAAUAUGUACUGAAUUUGCAGGUAGUGAGUCUCCUCUGACUCAUAUUCAUAGCAUCAGGGGGUAAGGAAGAUAAGCAAUAAUAUCCUUCAAUAAUCUGUACCAGAAAAAAAGCUCUGGUUCCUUUCUAUCCCCAUUUUAUAAGUUGGAAAUCUGAUAUCCAGAUUCUUUUCUUCUCUUCCAGAGAAGAAAAGGGGCUUGCAAGCAUCCACUGUUUGAAGUUUUGUGACCUUAUACAUGGACAUUCACAUAAACAUGUGUUAAUGUAAAAGAUGCCACUGGAAGGGCCUAAUAGUAGGUCUUGGCUUUGUUCUCCUCUUUGGCUAAUGUGCAUCUAAAAAUAACUACUUCCCCCUGUAAAUGGAGUGCUAUGUUUCUGCUUCAACUGCUCUAGUCUCUUCUGUGGUGUUCUGAAAAAUACUAGUAUUAUUCAAAUUCAGUUUGUGUUUAUGACACAAGGGCAUUAGCACUGUUCAAAGCAGGCUAGGUUCAGAUUCUGUCUACUUAAAAAGUUUGUAAAGAGGCCCAGAGAAUCAUAGUGAAAUUCUCUACGAAAUACUUGGUUUGGGGCCAUUCAAACAUAGAGGUAUAUGCAAGUCCUUUUACCUCUCAUUCCUCAGCUUUCUGGAAACGCUGGCUACUUGGCUCAGAACAAGUAGGCUGAAAUGUGUGACAGAAUAAAGAAUGAGGGAAUCACCAGUCUCCAGUUGCUGCUAGAGUGACCUCCUUCCUCCAGGAUUUUCCCAGGAAAUACUUCCUGGGAAUGGUGUAUCCAGUUUUGCCACUGGCAUAGGUAGUCCUCAUUAGGUAAAGAGAUCAUUGGAAGGUGGUAGUGAAGAACCAAGCUUGAUUCCUCCCCAUUUCCUGUUACAAGUAUUAAUUAGUUUAGUGGUAGCAAGAAUUUUAUCAUUUGGCCAUCUACCUAGUAUGCCUUCCCAGUUGUCCCUAAUGACAAGUAGCUUUGCCAACAGAAAUUUUGCUAACACAAAUUUUUAUAGUAGAGUCCCAAGAAACAUAAAUCAAAGAAGCUCUCAUCAAGGCACUCACUGACUAGAACCUUGAAAGGGACUGCAUAUAGUUCCAAUAACCUCUUCAGAUAGCUCCAGGAGUCCCCCCAGCAAGAGAGCUCACAAAAUUAUUUGGUGAGGAACUUAUUACAGAAAGUCGUCUCCUUAAGAUGUCAUGAUGGAAUGCUUAGGCAAGCAAACAGCAGCAACAUUUCAAACUGUUAAACUGUUAAAAAGUUGUUUGAAGUUAUAGUAUUUUUUAUAAUUAUUUAGUUGUUUGAAAGGCAGAGUUACAGAGAGGCAGAGGCAGAGAGAGUGAGAGGUCUUCUAUCCACUGGUUCACUCUCUAAAUGGCAGCAACAGCCAGAGAUGGGCUCAUAAGAAGCCAAGAACCAGGACCUUCUCCCAGGUCUGCAUGAGAACGGGGGCCCAAGGGCUUGGGCCAUCUUCUACUGCUUUCUCAGGCCAUAGCAGAGAGCUGCAUCAGUAGUGGAACAGCUGGGGCUCAAAUUGGUGCCCUUAUGGGAUGUCAGCACUGCAGGUUGUGGCUUUACCCACUAUGCCACUGUGCUGAUCCUGAAAUUAGUUUUUAAAGUGUUAUUCUUCAUAUCUUAAUAACUUGCUCAUGUAAUCAUAUUUCAAAUUGGCUAGCUUUCAGUGCAAAGCCAUUUGAAAGAGUUCCAAUUAGUUAACUACUUCUACUCAUUCACUAUUUGUCUUUACUGCUCAAGACAUCUGGUGUCACUGUCCCUCAUUCUCCACUUGAACCUUCUGUUGGGAGGAGGUGAGAGUAGAGAAGCAAGACAGGAAAAACCUCAUCUCUACUUAGCUCCUGAGUGGAGAGAACCCUCCAUCAAGAACAUCCCUUCCCAUUCUGUUCUGGGUGGAAAGGUAUCCCAGGCUUCAGUAGACCUUGUGAGCAGGCACAGUGAGCCAACUUUCUCAAAGAUUCUUUCCCAUAGUCCACUGUAGAUUCAUUAUCCAAGUGUUAUUAUAUUUUGUUAGUAUUUUGCUAUUAUUUUUUCUUAAAUUUAAAUAUUACUCUGUCAUUUUAUUGGAGUAUAUCUUGAGGUAGCCACAUACAUAUAUGAGAAGUCUUUAAAAAGUUUGUGGAAAUGCAUAUUUUGAAAGAGUUAUGAGUGGAUUUCAACUUAUUGCACCAAAAUAAAUUUAUCUUUAAAUUCUGUUUUCCACAAGCUUUUUAAAUUACCCGUGCUUAUUCAAAAAUUUAUUUAUAACUUGUUAUCCCACAAUAAAUAUCCCAUGCAAUACUGGCAGUGCUUCUGGAGGCUGAGCCACCUCUCAUGCAAGAUGAACAUGGGUUUCUAAAAAUAGUUACAAAUGACAGCUCCCCUCAUAUCUCUCGGAGUUACCAGAGCUUAUUUUCCUUUUGUAUGGAGCUCCAUCUAGUGUUGCAGAUUGGGCACAUCUUUUGUCAAAUUCUGUCACUCCCACUCUACUAAUAGCUCUGUUUAACUCAAGAGGAUGCCAUGAGGAAGGAAAGAACUCAUUGUUUUUUAAUUUUUUUAACUUUUAUUUAAUGAAUAUAAAUUUCCAAAGUACAGCUUAUGGAUUACAAUGGCUUCCCCCCCAUAACGUCCCUCCCACCCGCAACCCUCCCCUUUCCCACUCCCUCUCCCCUUCCAUUCACAUCAAGAUUGAUUUUCGAUUCUCUUUAUAUACAGAAGAUCAGUUUAGCAUACAUUAAGU
Molecule: messenger RNA, 8760 nt
Organism: Oryctolagus cuniculus (rabbit)
Lineage: Eukaryota; Metazoa; Chordata; Mammalia; Lagomorpha; Leporidae
Product: vascular endothelial growth factor receptor kdr-like
Biological process (GO): positive regulation of angiogenesis; cell migration; angiogenesis
Cellular component (GO): plasma membrane; signaling receptor complex
Molecular function (GO): vascular endothelial growth factor receptor activity; ATP binding; growth factor binding
Source: RefSeq, a predicted model, not a curated record